This is a messenger RNA of Astrephomene gubernaculifera, 2293 nucleotides long. The record is from the annotation of a GenBank genome assembly. NCBI's taxonomy places the organism in Eukaryota, Viridiplantae, Chlorophyta, Chlorophyceae, Chlamydomonadales, Astrephomenaceae.
GGAUCAUUGACAAAAAUGCAGUGCUCAACCAUGCAGUCUAAGCGCGCAGGCAGCCAGACGGCCCAGGCGGCGGCAUCUCGGCAAGGCGUCGUGAGCGUUCGUCUCAUCGGGCGUCCUGCGGUGUCUCCUGUAUGCGCGAGCAAGAAGGUUGGCCGCGUCACACCAGCUGCUCGCCGGGCCGAUACAAUCAAGGCUCAGUCUGCGGCCACAAUUGACAAGACUGCUGCUCCCUCGGUGACGCCCAGCAGCAAUGGUGCAGGCACUCGCGUCAUGAUCAUCGGCGGUGACGGCUACUGCGGGUGGGCCACUGCGCUGCACCUGUCGGCUCGCGGCUACUCCGUGUGCAUCGUGGACAACCUGUGUCGCCGGCAGUUCGACCUGCAGCUGGGGCUGGACACGCUCACGCCCAUUGCCAGCCUGCAUGACCGCGUGCGCAAGUGGUCCGAGGUGUCGGGCAAGCACAUCUCGCUGCAGAUCGGCGACAUCUGCGACUGGGAGUUCCUGUCGCAGGCCUUCACCUCCUUCCGCCCCGAGCACGUGGUCCACUUCGGCGAGCAGCGCUCCGCCCCCUACUCCAUGAUCGACCGUCAGAAGGCCGUCUACACGCAGACCAACAACGUGGUGGGCACCCUCAACGUGCUGUUCGCGAUCAAGGAGCUGGCCCCCGAGUGCCACCUGGUCAAGCUGGGCACCAUGGGCGAGUACGGCACCCCCAACAUUGACAUCGAGGAGGGCUACCUCACCGUCACACACAACGGCCGUACCGACACGCUGCCGUACCCCAAGCAGGGCAGCUCCUUUUACCACCUGUCCAAGAUCCACGACUCCACCAACAUGCUCUUCACGUGCAGGGCCUGGAAGGUGGCGGCAACGGACCUGAACCAGGGUGUGGUGUACGGCGUUCGUACGGAUGAGACGAUGGCCGACCCCUUGCUGAUCAACCGGUACGACUACGACGGAAUCUUCGGUACGGCACUCAACCGCUUUGUCGUACAGGCUGCCGUGGGCCACCCGCUGACGGUGUACGGCAAGGGCGGUCAGACCCGCGGAUUCCUGGACAUUCGCGACACGGUCCGCUGCAUCCAGCUCGCCAUCGACCACCCCGCCUCCCGCGGCGAGAUGCGCGUCUUCAACCAGUUCACGGAGCAGUUCUCCGUCAACCAACUGGCCGACAUGGUCAGCCGCGAGGGACGCAAGCUGGGCCUGGAUGUCGUCGUACAAUCCGUACCCAACCCCCGAGUGGAAGCGGAGGAGCACUACUACAACGCAAAACACACCAAGCUGGUUGAGCUGGGGCUGCAGCCGCACCUGAUGGCCGACAGCAUGAUGGAUAGCCUGCUGGAGUUUGCGGUGCAGUACAAGGAGAGGGUACGACAUGAGCUGAUCAAGCCGGCGGUUGACUGGCGCAAGACGGGGGUCAAGGUCAACACCAUGGGCGCUGCGGUCGCGCAGUGAGAGAAGAGGGGAGGUGGGGAGAUGUGAAGGAUGGGGCGAGGAUGAGGAGGGGUUUGUGAUGACAACUGACAGGAUGAGGGCAUGUGCAGGGAUGCAGGUGUCCUUGGUGCAUGCAGGGAGGUAGAGGUGUUCCUCUGCGGGCAAAAGGAAGUUGUCGUUGUUGUCAGGUGUUGGUUGCAUGGACGGUUAGUUGCGGAAAGGAGGAGGUUGUUUUGGUUAGGACGUUGUUUGAGGACGCUCACCCAGUCGCGUAGGUGUCAGCAGCGGAUGGGGGCUGAGGUCUGGGCUUUGCACACAUGCGAGGGACAGCAGGCAGAGGGGUGCGUGAGGGAUGCGCGUGGGGUUGUGUAGGGGGUUGAGUUCUAGUGGAGUCGAGGCAUGAGAGGGGAAGAGGAUGCAUGCAUGCAUGCGUGCAUGCGCGGAAUCUGUGACGGACUCUAUACGGAGGAGGAGGCGUGUCUGGGACACGUGAAGGGUUCAUGCUCCCUGUUUCAUGGCCGUCUGAGGUCUGUCUCAUUGUGGAUGCCCCGACCCCUCCCUAGUACAUGACUGCAUGACGGACAACGGGCCAGACUGUCCUGCGGGACAGCACCGCCGCAGGAGUCGUGGGGUGCGUUGCGCGUUGCAAACCGCGGGAAAAGACGCCGGAAACGCUCCGGUUGCACACUUGGUGUACGUACCGGUAUAUGCAGGUAGUGGACUGGCACAGUGAAGGUGCUGGGGCGGGUGUACUAGGUGGCUAUGAAGGGGCGUCCCGAACGUCGCAGGAGGCUGGAGGAUCGGGAUAGCAAGCUGUCGUGGAAAGGGCGAGCGGAUGGAGCGAUUUUGUAAGGAGGCC